Messenger RNA from Miscanthus lutarioriparius, 1272 nucleotides. Lineage: Eukaryota; Viridiplantae; Streptophyta; Magnoliopsida; Poales; Poaceae. The record is from the annotation of a GenBank genome assembly.
AUGGGCUCCCGCGUCCGAGUUCUCAGUGUCACCCAUGUCCGACCCUCUGAAACCUCCAACCCUUUGACAGACAACGACGACCACGCCAUCAAGUUUUCGCUCUUCGACACCAUGUUCCUCCCCUACCAGCCGAUGCAGCAACUCUUCUUCUACGAGGGUGACGACCUGCCGCCCGUCCCUGCCCUGCUCGGCACGCUGCAGUCCUCCCUGCCCGCCACGCUCGCCAUCUUCACCCCGCUCGCCGGCAACCUCGCGGUCUCCAAGUCGGGGGACGUCGUCAUCGACUGCUCCCCGGGCGCCGUCUCCCAGGGCGUCAGGUUCGUCGAGGCCGAGUACGCCGGCAGCACCGACGACAUGCGCCGCCUUGCCAGCGACGCCGAGCACGACGCCGAGGCGUACACGCAGCUCGUGCCCACUGUCGUCGUCAGCGCGCUGCCGGUCCCCGCGCUGGCCGUGCAAGUGACGAGGCCCGCGGACACGGACGACGGAGGCGGGACUGGAGCCGUGGUGGUCGGCGUGUCCAUGUGUCAUGGAGUGGGCGACGGCCAGGCGCUGUGGGAGUUCAUCCGAGCUUGGGCUGCCUGGCGCGGGACGGCUCGCCGGCCUUGCCGGGAUUCCUGCCGCCGUUUGAAAAAUGGGCAUAGGAUAAUUCGCGUUGCAAUCACAUCAUCGUCUGAACAGGUGAACGCAUUCCCAAAACCGGACACGACACUCCAAGGGAGAAGAACCUACCUGCUCAGCGCAAGCCAGAUCCGGUCGCUGAAGCAGCGCAUUUCACCGCAGAGCAAUGGCAAUCUCGCCGACGGCGAGCGCGCACCACCGGCCGCCGUAGCGAAGCCCCCGACCACCUACGCCGCCGUGGCGUCCCUGGUCUGGACGUCCGGCGUCCGCGCCAAGAACGCGCUGAGCCGCACCGACGACGACGCCUACCUCCUGUUCGCCGCGGACUGCCGCGCGCGCCUGCGCCCGCCCAUGCCCGCCGCAUUCUUCGGCAACUGCGUCAAGCUGUGCUACGCGAGGACCACGCGCUACCAGGCGGUCCCGCCGGACAGGUUCGUGCAGAUAGGGUCGUCCAACCGGUUCGCCGCGUACGAGAUCGACUUUGGCUGGGGCAAGCCGAGCCGGGUGGAGCUCGCGGCGGUGUUCGUCAGAGAGUUCGUGGCGGUAGUCGGGGCGGCGGACGGCGCAGUGCAGGUGUCCGUGGUGCUUGACCGGGGACGCAUGGACGGCUUCGAGGCCAACUUCUUGUCGCAGUUGGAUGGUUUGGAAUGA